GAGAGGUGACGUUGUCAGCGAACGAGCGGGCUUGGCGUGAAAUGAAAUUACCUCGCAUUCCAUGCUAAAAGCGCUUUCCUUGAUGCGGGCGGCUUUUAUUUGCACCUGAGCACGUCGUUAGCGCAUGUAUCAUAUCAUGAACAUGCACGUGUACGCAUUUCUCUUUUGUCAUACCGCUGAGAGUCCACUCGUCGAAGCCGGGAGGAGCGUUUAUAGCAGUUGCAUUUGCAUUCUCGACGAAUACCUCGCUGAUGAUGUUCACGGUGAAUCCUUGGCCGUUCUAUGCCAUAUGUAUUGCCAGUCUACAGGCCUACAAACGCACAAACAGAAAGAUAGUCCAAUCAAGCACCGACAUGGACGUCCGAAGGAAAGCUAGGAGCAUCGUAUUCAGCAUGACCUCGAGUCAAAACAUUGAGGAUGUUGUUCUCUUCCUUAAGAGGCAGCUACAGCGGGCACAGGAGCGUGAAUUCCAGAAGGCCCCAGAGUACAGACAGCUUCUGAUCCAGCUGAUCCACGCAUUAGCGGUCAAGUUUUCAGAGGUAGCUGCCAGCGUUGUCCACGCACUGAUGCAAUUCCUCGGAGACUUGAACAAUCCCUCAGUGCUGGACGUCGUUGCCUUCAUCUGUGGUAGAGAAGUUCCCACACCUCCGGCAGUCCAUAUGCGACAAGCUCACUCAGAGAUCAAAUCUGGCAAAGCUUUCCGCGGCGUCCUCUGGAUUCUGGGCGAGUAUGUCGAAAGUCUGUCAGACAUCCAAGCCACAUUCCAGGACAUCUGCAAAGUGUUUGGUGAGAUCCCGAUUUUUGCGAGCGAGCAGCGGUUAUUGGAUGAGGCUGGUGGAGAGGAGGAUAAGAAGGAGGAUAAGGUUGAGGGGAGUGGGCGGCCAAAUGUGCUUGCUGACGGGACAUAUGCGACGGUGACGGCAUACACCAGCGCCGACUCAGCAAGAUUAGAGGUUGUCAAGGCUGCGUCCAAGCCGCCAUUGAGAGGUUCAGUAUUCGCCUCGGCAUUGAUGAAGCUGGCGUUGCAGUUUGAUGACCUUACAGAUGAUUGGUUAAAGGCCAACGCUCUCCGUGCUGAGUUCAUGUUGAUCAUGAUGUCCAUUAUCCAUGUCGGGCCAGUCGAAUUUUACCCACGCGAGUUCCAGGAAAAGUCCAUUGUCCACGAUAUCUUCUUGAAAGACACGAAAGCAGCAUACUCCAAGAUGCUCGUUGCUCAGGAGGUGCACAAAAAGGCAGCGGAGAAGAAAGAGUCGGAAAGCACGAAGAAACAUGUCGUGCAAGUCGAUGACUUGCUUACUUUCAGGCAGUUCUUGAAGAAAUCGGCAGAUGAUCUCAUCGAUUACUUUGAGGACCUGGGCAAGGCAACGGGGGCUGCUGAAGUCCAGGAAGACUUCAUAUACAACCUCGGUCGCAUACCCCAGCUCACAGGUUUUUCGGACCCCACAUAUGUGGAGGCAUACGUCAAAAUGCAUGGAUUCGAUAUUAUGACGUGCUUUCUGGUCAACCAGGCGCCUAAUACGCUACAGAAUAUUUGUCUUGAUAUCCCAAUACUCGGUGACCUCAAACUGGUUGAACGACCUGCUGUAUAUACCAUAGCGCCCCGCGGUUUCCAGAGUAUCAAGGCCACAAUUAAGCCUGUAGUGAGCAGCAAGGUAGACGUAUUGCAGUCGAUUCUCCCGGGUGACUCGGACAUUGCUGCCGCCGUCUGGGAUGAGGUCCACAGCUUUGGCGACUCCAAACUCUGCCGUUAUCCCGCAUCAGAAAAACUAUAA
Molecule: messenger RNA, 1772 nt
Organism: Suillus discolor
Lineage: Eukaryota; Fungi; Basidiomycota; Agaricomycetes; Boletales; Suillaceae
Product: coatomer beta C-terminal region-domain-containing protein
Exons: 12
Coding region: 252-1772 (506 amino acids)
Biological process (GO): intracellular protein transport; endoplasmic reticulum to Golgi vesicle-mediated transport; intra-Golgi vesicle-mediated transport
Cellular component (GO): COPI vesicle coat; cytoplasm
Molecular function (GO): structural molecule activity
Source: RefSeq, a predicted model, not a curated record